Molecule: messenger RNA, 2186 nt
Organism: Suncus etruscus (white-toothed pygmy shrew)
Lineage: Eukaryota; Metazoa; Chordata; Mammalia; Eulipotyphla; Soricidae
Product: calpain-9-like
Biological process (GO): proteolysis
Cellular component (GO): cytoplasm
Molecular function (GO): calcium-dependent cysteine-type endopeptidase activity; calcium ion binding
Source: RefSeq, a predicted model, not a curated record
AUGCCUUACUUCUCCCGGACCUCAAGCUUCAAGAAGGACCCAGCUCCCAAGGAUGUUCGCAUCAUCCACUCCUCUGGCCAGAGUUUUGAGCAGCUGAGGCAAGAAUCCCUACAGAGGGGCAUCUUGUUUGAGGACGCAGACUUCCCAGCCAACAUCUCCUCUCUUUUCUACAGUGAGAGGCCCCAGAUCCCCUUCAUAUGGAAAAGACCAGGGGAAAUAGUAAAAAAUCCAGAAUUCAUUCUUGGAGGGGCAACCAGAACUGAUAUCUGCCAGGGAGAGCUUGGUGAUUGCUGGCUAUUGGCUGCCAUCGCCUCCCUUACACUUAAUGAAAAGGCUCUGGCUAGAGUUGUUCCCCAAGACCAAAGCUUUGGUCCUGGUUAUGCAGGAAUAUUCCAUUUCCAGUUCUGGAACUAUAGUGAGUGGUUGGAUGUGGUGAUCGAUGAGCCGGACUACCCCACCUUCAGAGAUCGUUUAAUCUUCCUCCAUUCUGCUGAUCUUAAUGAGUUCUGGAGUGCCUUGCUGGAAAAGGCCUAUGCCAAGCUAAAUGGGAGCUAUGAGGCUCUGAAAGGGGGCAGCACCAUUGAGGCUAUGGAAGACUUCACUGGGGGCGUGGCUGAGACCUUCACAACUAAAGAAACUCCAAACAACUUCUAUGAGAUUCUGGAGAAGGCCUUGCAGAGGGGCUCCCUCGUGGGCUGUUCUAUUGAUAUCAAAUAUGCUGCAGAAUCUGAAGCCAGGACACCUUUUGGUCUUAUUAAGGGUCAUGCCUACACUGUGACAGGAAUUGACCAGGUAAGCUUUCAAGGUCAGAAAAUUGAACUCAUCAGAAUCCGGAACCCUUGGGGCCAGGUCGAAUGGAAUGGGUCUUGGAGUGACAGCUCUUGUGAGUGGAGUUCUGUUGACCCAGUUGAGCAGAAGCGGCUGUGUCACACUGCUCUGGAUGAUGGAGAAUUCUGGAUGGCAUUUAAGGACUUCAAGAACCACUUUGACAAAGUUGACAUAUGCAACCUCACUCCUGAUGCCUUGGAAGAAGAUGCCCUCCACAAGUGGGAAGUGACAGUCCACCAAGGAAGCUGGGUCCGGGGAUCCACAGCUGGGGGCUGCCGAAAUUUUCUGGAUACCUUUUGGACUAAUCCACAAAUAAAAUUGUCCCUGACUGAAAAAGAUGAGGACCACGAGGAGUGCUCUUUUCUUGUAGCUCUGAUGCAGAAAGAUCGAAGGAAACUCAAGAGAUUUGGUGCCAAUGUGCUGACUAUUGGCUAUGCAAUUUACCAGAGUCCUGGCAAAGAUGAACACCUAAACAAAGACUUCUUCAGAUACCAUGCUUCACAAGCCAGAAGCAAAUCCUUCAUCAACCUGAGAGAAGUAUCUGGCCGGUUUAAACUGCCCCCAGGGGAAUACAUCCUGAUUCCCAGCACUUUUGAGCCUCAUCAGGAAGCUGAUUUCUGCCUGAGGAUCUUUUCAGAGAAGAAAGCCAUUACCCAGGACAUGGAUGGAAAUGUGAACAUUGACAUUCCUGAGCUUCAGAAGCCAACUGCACCUGGCCAGGAGACUGAAGAGGAGCAGCAGUUUCGGGCCCUGUUCAAACAAAUUGCUGGUGAGGACUUGGAAGUGACAGCAGAGGAACUUGAAUAUGUUUUAAAUUCUGUGCUACAAAAGAAGAAGAAUAUCCAAUUCAAGAAGUUAAGCCUGAUUUCAUGUAAAAACAUCAUUUCUCUAAUGGAUACCAAUGGCAAUGGGAAGCUAGAGUUUGAUGAAUUCAAAGUAUUCUGGGACAAACUAAAGAAAUGGAUCAACCUUUUCCUCCAAUUUGAUACUGACAAAUCUGGUACCAUGUCCUCCUAUGAGCUGCGAACUGCCCUGAAUGCUGCAGGCUUCCAACUGAGCAGUCACCUCCUACAGCUGAUUGUCCUCAGGUAUGUGGACCAAGAACUCCAAAUGGGCUUUGAUGACUUCCUCAACUGCCUAGUCCGACUGGAGAAUGCAAGCAGGGUUUUCCAAGCUCUCAGUACCAAGAACAAGGAAUUCAUUCAUCUCAACAUAAAUGAGUUUAUCAACUUGACAAUGAACAUUUGAUGUCUUCCUGAUGGUGCAGUCCGUCCAGCUAAGUGUUGAUUUUUGGACAAACAACUUCUGAGUAUACCCUGUUCUGGUAGCCAUGGCUUGCUCCUCUUCUGUUGUGCAGC